Messenger RNA from Manihot esculenta (cassava), 862 nucleotides. RefSeq names its product 40S ribosomal protein S10-1. The coding region runs from base 121 to 663 and encodes 180 amino acids. Gene Ontology annotation, molecular function: structural constituent of ribosome; RNA binding. The transcript is spliced from 5 exons. The record is from RefSeq and is a predicted model, not a curated record. NCBI's taxonomy places the organism in Eukaryota, Viridiplantae, Streptophyta, Magnoliopsida, Malpighiales, Euphorbiaceae. Gene Ontology annotation, cellular component: cytosolic small ribosomal subunit.
CGGUUCCAUAUAUAUAUAUAUAUAUAGAAUCCACAUCGUUUCUCUAGGGUUUACGAGCUUCCUUGCACCUCUGCAGCUACCGCUAAGAGUAAGGGUUUGCUUCGUAGCCUGUUGACAACGAUGAUCAUUCCAGAGAAGAACAGGAGGGAGAUCUCAAAGUAUCUCUUCCAAGAGGGAGUUUGCUAUGCGAAGAAGGAUUUCAACCUUGCAAAGCACCCAAAUAUAGAUGUACCAAAUCUGCAGGUGAUUAAGCUGAUGCAGAGCUUCAAAUCCAAGGAGUAUGUUCGUGAGACGUUUGCAUGGAUGCACUACUAUUGGUACCUCACAAAUGAUGGGAUUGAGUUUUUGAGGACUUAUCUCAAUCUUCCAUCAGAAAUUGUUCCUGCCACAUUGAAGAAAUCUGCGAGGCCCACUGGUCGGCCAAUGGGUGGCCCGCCUGGUGACCGGCCCCGAGGGCCACCACGCUUUGAUGGAGACCGCCCAAGAUUUGGUGAUCGUGAUGGGUACCGAGGAGGCCCUCGAGGAGGUGAUUUUGGUGGUGAAAAGGGAGGUGUUCCAGCAGAUUUCCAGCCAUCAUUUAGAGGGUCUGGUGGGAGACCUGGCUUUGGCCGUGGUGGUGGAGGUUAUGGCGCAGCCCAAUCCAGUUCUUCUGGCUUUGCCUGAAGGUCUUUGCUCAUUUUUAGCCCGUUUAUUGUUUUAUGAAUGUAUUAGAGGAAGCCUGUGGAUUGUCGCCCUUAUCCAACUCCCUUUUUUUUUCAUCCCUUCUUCCCCAGGAUUUUGUAAGCAAAGUUUUUAAUACAUUGCUGAACUUGAUUUGGGAUUUGAAAUAUAUAUCGCAAGUCUGUUAUAAGUUCUUGUGAAA